Molecule: messenger RNA, 492 nt
Organism: Letharia columbiana
Lineage: Eukaryota; Fungi; Ascomycota; Lecanoromycetes; Lecanorales; Parmeliaceae
Exons: 1
Coding region: 1-492 (163 amino acids)
Source: RefSeq, a predicted model, not a curated record
AUGGACACUCUCGGAGAGAAUUGGUGGAAUCACAGGAUGCCCGCUUGCCUCAGACAGAGGGUGAAUUUCCGAAUUCCUUCCCGAGCCCCCUCCCAUCCAGCUUCGGAUAUCGUCGAAAUGGAGGGCGCCCCGGAAGUCCGUCAGAGACCAACAGUGACUAUGGGAUUCCGGAUGGUCCAGCAACAGGCCCACUCCACAGCGAGCCUUAUCUUCAAGCUCACGACCCCAUCCACAUCGGCACCGAGUUGCAACCCGGCUUUGAUCACGAUGAUUACCUGCCUGCGGACUUCCAUCGCGGUCAAUGGGAGGCGAUCCAAGCCUCACUCUCGACGGAUUGGCAUCGGGACUGGAGAGCCCAGAAAUCGCGGUACAAUGCCUAGCAUUUCGCGCGAGGCAGAGGGGACUUGCGCAGAGAUGAGUGACUGUGGAUUCUAUGCGAUCGUUGAAGGCAGGGUCAUGCUAUGGUGGCAGAAAAAUUGCUCGUUUUCCUAG